AUGACUGUCUUACAACAAAAAGAUAUGCCUGGUAAUGAUAUGGCUAAUGAACAACCAAAAACUUACACAGAAUGUUGUAUUUGGUGCUUGUCGACGUCUGGAUGUCGUGGAUUUGUAUGGGGUUGGCCAAAUAAUACGAGUUCUUUUCAGCAAUCUCAUUGUUGGUUGAAAAGCAUACUUGUUGCUCCAACUAGUCUCGCACAAUUUACCAGUGUUCACUUCUAA
Messenger RNA from Adineta steineri, 225 nucleotides. The record is from the annotation of a GenBank genome assembly. NCBI's taxonomy places the organism in Eukaryota, Metazoa, Rotifera, Eurotatoria, Adinetida, Adinetidae.